AUGCAGGACAACGGCCUCAGUACCAAGUUCGACAGCAAAAUCCCCGUCUUUCCUAUCGUGGGCUAUUUUAGUUACGUGGACCUCAAUGGUGAGAAACAGACGGUCGAUUACGUUAUAGACGAGUCCGGCUACUGCUGGCCUGGCACCCACCUGCCGAACAACGGUCUCAGCACCAAGUUCGACGGCAAAAUCCCCGUCUCUCCUAUUGUCGGCUCCUUUAGUUACGUGGACCUCAAUGGUGUGAGACAGACGGUCGAUUACGUUGUGGACGAGUCCGGCUACCGUGUGUCUGGCACCAACCUGCCGGCGGCUGCCGUCAACGACUACGCCCUGCCCUAUGGCGGCCUGGCCUACUCGGUGCAACCGGACGUCGCUACAUACUGGACCAACUUGGCCGCCCCCUAUACCAAUUACGCCUCUGCCAUCUACAAGGACAUCGCUGCCAACGCCCCGGCCGGUGUACGCCCCCAACACGACGGCCUCAGCACCAUGUUCGACGGCAAAGUCCCCGUCUUUCCUAUCGAGGGCUCGUUUAGUUACGUGGACCUCAAUGGUGUGAAACAGACGGUCGACUUCACUGUGGACAAGUCUGGCUUCCGUGUGUCUGGCACCAACCUGCCACUAUUUUGGACAGACUAG
Molecule: messenger RNA, 639 nt
Organism: Pollicipes pollicipes
Lineage: Eukaryota; Metazoa; Arthropoda; Thecostraca; Pollicipedomorpha; Pollicipedidae
Exons: 5
Coding region: 1-639 (212 amino acids)
Cellular component (GO): chitin-based extracellular matrix
Molecular function (GO): structural constituent of chitin-based larval cuticle
Source: RefSeq, a predicted model, not a curated record